Sinocyclocheilus anshuiensis is the source of this 3476-nucleotide messenger RNA. RefSeq names its product phosphorylase, glycogen; brain (gene pygb). Gene Ontology annotation, molecular function: glycogen phosphorylase activity; pyridoxal phosphate binding. Gene Ontology annotation, biological process: glycogen catabolic process. The coding region runs from base 120 to 2651 and encodes 843 amino acids. The transcript has 20 exons. The record is from RefSeq and is a predicted model, not a curated record. Gene Ontology annotation, cellular component: cytoplasm. Lineage: Eukaryota; Metazoa; Chordata; Actinopteri; Cypriniformes; Cyprinidae.
AUAGGGGUGUGUCUCAAAGGGAACAGUGCGUGUAAAAUCCUUGCACACCGUACCAACCUGGGCACAGCAAGUCAAGGGGUCCAAACUUUCAUUCUUUGCUUUUUAAACGCGUUGUCAACAUGUCCAAGCCUCUGACCGACCAUGAAAAGCGCAAGCAGAUCAGUGUUCGUGGUAUAGCUGGGCUGGGGGAUGUUGCCGAAAUCAAAAAGAGCUUCAACAGGCAUCUUCACUUCACUCUAGUGAAGGACCGCAAUGUGGCCACCCCGCGGGAUUAUUACUUCGCGCUGGCGCACACGGUGCGGGAUCACCUGGUGGGCCGCUGGAUCCGCACUCAGCAGUAUUACUACGAGAAAGACCCAAAGCGCAUCCACUAUCUCUCUCUAGAGUUCUACAUGGGUAGAACUCUACAGAAUACCAUGAUAAAUCUUGGGCUGCAGAAUGCCUGUGAUGAGGCCAUCUACCAGCUUGGACUAGAUUUGGAAGAGCUGGAGGAGAUUGAGGAGGAUGCAGGGUUGGGAAACGGAGGGCUUGGACGUCUUGCAGCUUGUUUUUUGGACUCAAUGGCAUCUCUGGGUUUGGCGGCAUAUGGAUAUGGCAUUCGUUAUGAGUUUGGCAUCUUCAAUCAGAAGAUCACUAAAGGCUGGCAGGUGGAGGAAGCUGAUGAUUGGCUGCGUUAUGGUAACCCUUGGGAGAAGGCCCGUCCGGAGUACAUGCUGCCUGUGCAUUUUUAUGGCCGAGUGGCGCAUACACCUGAGGGACCAAAGUGGGUUGACACCCAGGUGGUGCUUGCGAUGCCUUAUGACACUCCUGUGCCUGGUUAUAAAAACAACACUGUGAAUACUAUGAGACUGUGGUCUGCCAAAGCUCCUAAUGAUUUCAACCUGCAAGAAUUUAAUGUGGGAGAUUACAUCCAGGCUGUACUGGACCGAAACCUGGCAGAGAACAUUUCCAGGGUGCUCUACCCCAAUGACAAUUUUUUUGAAGGGAAGGAGCUCCGUUUAAAGCAGGAGUACUUUGUGGUGGCUGCUACUCUGCAGGACAUCAUCAGACGCUUUAAAUCUUCAAAGUUUGGCUGCCGGGAUCCCGUGCGCACCUCUUUUGAGACUUUCCAUGAAAAGGUGGCGAUCCAGUUGAAUGAUACUCAUCCAGCUCUGGCGAUUCCUGAACUCAUGAGGAUCCUGGUGGAUAUAGAGCGGCUAGACUGGGAAAAGGCAUGGGAGAUCACCACAAAGACGUGCGCAUACACAAACCACACGGUGUUACCUGAGGCUCUGGAGCGCUGGCCUGUCCACAUGUUUGAGAAACUUCUGCCACGACACCUGCAGAUCAUCUACGAGAUCAACCAGCGGCAUCUGGAUAGAGUUGCUGUGCUGUAUCCAGGCGACAAUGAUCGUUUGUGCAGGAUGUCUCUGAUCGAGGAGGGCGAUCCAAAGAGGAUCAACAUGGCCCACCUUUGUGUGGUCGGCUCACACGCUGUUAAUGGAGUCGCACGGAUUCACUCGGACAUUGUCAAAACCACUGUGUUUAAGGACUUUUGUGACAUUGAGCCAGAGAAGUUUCAGAACAAGACAAACGGCAUCACACCUCGUCGCUGGCUGCUGCUCUGCAACCCCGGCCUGGCUGACAUCAUCGCUGAGAAAAUUGGUGAGGACUUCCUGACAGAUCUUUUCCAGCUAAAAAAACUGUUGGACUUUGUCAAUGAUGAAAUGUUCAUUCGGGAUGUGGCCAAAGUGAAACAGGAGAAUAAGCUGAAGUUUGCAGCAUAUCUUGAGAGUGAGUACAAAGUAAAGAUAAAUCCUGAGUCCAUCUUCGACAUCCAGGUCAAAAGAAUCCAUGAGUACAAGAGACAACUGCUCAACUGCCUGCAUGUCAUCACUUUAUAUAACAGGAUUAGGAAAGAACCAAACAAGAAGUUUGUUCCAAGGACCGUAAUGAUUGGAGGAAAGGCAGCACCAGGCUAUCACAUGGCGAAGAUUAUCAUUAAACUGUUCACCUCAGUGGGGGAGGUGGUGAAUCAUGAUCCUGUGGUGGGAGACCGACUCAAGGUCAUUUUCCUGGAGAACUAUAGAGUCUCAUUAGCUGAGAAGGUGAUCCCUGCUGCCGACCUGUCCGAGCAAAUCUCCACGGCAGGUACAGAAGCCUCUGGUACAGGAAACAUGAAGUUCAUGCUUAACGGCGCUCUGACCAUCGGCACCAUGGAUGGCGCUAAUGUGGAGAUGGCAGAAGAAGCUGGAGAAGAAAACCUGUUCAUCUUUGGCAUGAGGGUGGAGGAUGUGGAGGCCAUGGACAAAAAGGGAUACAAUGCCAGGGAAUACUACGAGCGUCUGCCUGAACUGAAGCAGGUGAUGGAUCAGAUCAGCACUGGAUUCUUCAGCCCCAAAGAGCCUGAACUCUUUAAAGACGUUGUCAACAUGCUCAUGAAUCAUGACAGGUUCAAGGUGUUUGCAGACUAUGAAGCAUAUAUCAGCUGUCAAGAAAAAGUUAAUGAACUCUACAGGAACCCAAAAGAAUGGACCAAAAAGGUAAUCAGAAACAUUGCUGCUUCUGGAAAGUUCUCUAGCGACCGCACCAUCGCAGAGUACGCACGUGAGGUCUGGGGCGUAGAGCCGUCUGACGUCAAGAUCCCGCCACCUAACGAACCACGUGAAUGAGGGAGUGGGCAACAUGAUGGUCUGUCUGAUGGUGUCCACUGGGUCUGCUCUCCUGUUUCUCAACCUUUCCCAGUGUGCCGGUGUACCUUGACUGGCUUCACCUGAUUCCGAUUCAGGUUUCUCUCACUAUGCAUAACACCAUGUGGAGGAGCCUCUUUGUACUUCAUUACUGUAGUGUACCCUCAACAUACACACACAAAAAACUAACUCUUCCAUGUGCACUUACUCUGUAGUAGGUUUUAAAUCACUGUUACUUUCACAUGCCUAUACUUAAUUAUCAAUCAUCAUGGUUUCCAUUAUGCAAAUUCAAUUCGUUGGUCAUCUGAGACUGAUUUAUUGAAGCUUCGUUUUGUCAAAAUUGAGUCCAGCUCAAGUUUCAAAGGUAUUUAUGCAUCAAUUGGUGAAAAUUCUCAAUUUUUGUGCAUUCCUUGUUUCACUUUUGAGAGUGGCGGUUGGGACUGAUUAUAACAGAGAACACGGUGGGACCGAACAAGAGCCUUUGAGUAUUUUAUGAAGCCAAAUCAGCAACUGGAAACCAUUGGAGACUUGAGUAACAUUCGUGUCCUAGAAUAUUUCUUAAAUAUGACAACAUAUUUGACCUGCAACCACAUUUAGUCUAUUUAAAUUCAGUAGAAGUAGUAUAUUUGCCUUAAAAUAUGUGAUAAGCAGUCAGAAAUGACAGCUUUAAAAGUAACAAAUGCAAAUAGAAUUGAUAUAAUGACUCCAGAAUGCAUGUGAUGUGGUUGUUCGGUGUCCAAAUUAUCUUUUUAUUCAAGCUUUCAAACGCAGGUUAAAGGGUGCCUUGUGUGCACACUGUGCAAUAUU